CGCGCCCGCCUUUGUGCCGCCCCCCCCCCCUCAGCCGGAGCAUCUGCCCGGGGAGAGCCCUGGGCCUCCCCUCCCUCUCCUCCCCCCGCGGCUUUUCCGGGGAGGGGGAAGCGGAGCAGGGGGAGGUUUCCAGCGCCGGCGGUCCUUUGUCAUUCCAGGCACACGCGCGCCCGCCCGCCCGCCUCCCUUCCUCCUCCUCCUCCUCCUCCUCCUGCUGGCCUGGGCGCGGCGGCGGCGGCGCUGCAAUCCAGCCCCCGGGCGAGGGGCGGCCUCGGGUGGCCGGCAUCGCCGCCGCAGGCCCUGCUCGGAUCUCUCUCUCCCUCUCUCUCCGCCCUCGCCCCGGGCGCACGUAGCCGGCGGACCGGCCAUGGGCAUCUGGGCACCGGCGCCUCAGUAGCCGCCGGAGAAGGAGGAGGGAGCGGCCCCGCUGCGCGUCCUGCUCCGGCCAGGCGCCUCCGGCCAUGGAGGUGGGGAAGAUGACCGUCAGCAUCAACAAGGCCAUUAACGCUCAGGAAGUCGCCGUCAAGGAGAAACACGCCAGAAAUAUCCUCUCAAAUUAACAGCCCUGAAAGGAGGAGGCGGAGCCUGCUUCUCACCAUGCAUCUUGGGGACGCACCACGAGAAAGGAGCCCACACCUUCUGGUCUGUCGUGAACCGCUUGCCUCUCUCCAGCAACGCUGUCCUCUGUUGGAAAUUCUGCCACGUCUUCCACAAGCUCCUCCGUGAUGGACACCCAAACGUCUUGAAGGAUUCUGUGAGGUACAAGAGUGAACUCGGCGACAUAUGAGUCGAUAAGUGGGGCCACCUGAGUGAGGGCUACGGGCAGCUGUGCAGCAUCUACCUCAAACUGCUGAGAACCAAGAUGGAAUUCCACACAAAAAAUCCCAGGUUCCCUGGAAAUCUCCAGAUGUCAGACAGGCAACUUGACGAGACGGGCGAGAACGACGUUAAUAAUUUUUUCCAGCUCACUGUGGAGAUGUUUGAUUACCUGGAGUGUGAACUGAACCUAUUCCAGACAGUGUUCAGUUCCUUGGACAUGUCUCGCUCCGUGUCAGUCACCGCUGCUGGGCAGUGCCGGUUGGCUCCCCUGAUCCAGGUCAUUCUGGACUGCAGCCACCUCUACGACUACACCGUCAAACUUCUCUUCAAGCUCCAUUCCUGUCUCCCAGCUGAUACACUCCAAGGUCACAGGGACCGUUUCCUGGAGCAGUUCAAGAAGCUGAAGGAUCUGUUCUAUCGCUCCAGCAACCUGCAGUAUUUCAAGCGACUGAUUCAGAUCCCUCAGCUGCCCGAGAAUCCCCCUAACUUCCUGCGAGCCUCUGCACUCUCCGAGCACAUCAGCCCCGUUGUCGUCAUCCCGGUGGAAGCAUCGUCCCCCGACAGCGAGCCAAUCAUGGACCUCGUAGACAUGGAAACAUCCUCGCAGCAGAGUCUCCCUGAAAACAAGUUUGACGACAUCUUUGGCAGUUCAUUCAGCAAUGAUCCGUUCAACUUCAACAGCCAGAAUGGGAUGAGUAAGGAUGACAAGGACCAGUUGAUUGAGCAGCUGCACAGAGAGAUCAGCAACCUCAAGGAGGAACUGAAAAACUUCAAGGCCGAGAGUCAUCGUCUUGUGGUGCAGCUGAAGGGGCGGAUCAGCGAGCUGGAGGCGGAGUUGGCAGAGCAACUGCACCUGAAGCAGCAAGCGCUGGACGAGAGCGACUUCCUGCGAACCGAACUGGACGAGCUGAAGAAGCGGCACGAAGACACUGAGAAAGCUCAGCGCAGCCUGACAGAGAUUGAGAGGAAAGCUCAAGCGACGGAGCAGCGUUACCUGAAGAUAAAGGAAAAAUAUAGCGAGCUGGUGCAGAACCAUGCGGACCUCUUGCGCAAGAAUGCUGAAGUCACGAAGCAGGUAACGGUGGCAAGACAGGUGCAAGGUGAUGCGGAACGAGAGAAGAAGGAGCUGGAGGACUCCUUUCAGCAGCUGAGCAAGCAGGCCCACCGGAAGACGCUGGAGCAGGCAGAAGUCUUGGAGACUUUGAAGAGGGAGCUCACGGCCAGCAAGCAGGAAAUUCAGAACCUCAGAAGUACUAUUGAAUGCGGUGCGCAGUCUGAAGCCGAGCAAAGCUCCCAGCUGGCCAGCCUGCAGCUUGAGAGAGAGAGCCUCGCCCAGACGGUGGCCCAGCAGGAUCAGCAAAAGGCAGCCUUGGAGGCUGAAGUGCAGCAGCUCAAGGCCACGCUGGAGAGGGAGAAGGAGAACAGCAGCAAGACGCUGGAAGAGCUGCAGUGCCAUCUGCGGGAAAGGGAGGACAGUGCACAAGACCUCCAGCAGCAGCUCCUGGACAAGCAGUUUGCUCUCCUACAGUGUGCCUUGGCGGAGGCCGAGCAGAUGGUCCAGGAUGCCUUGAAUCGACUCGAUGAUCCUGUUCACAUCAGCUGCACAAGCUCGGCAGAUUACCUUCUGUCCAGGACGGCGGCUGCGUUGAAGUGCACCGAGCAGCUCGAGGAGGCGUGCCGCCAGUAUCUUGCGGACCGGUCAGAUGUGAGCCCCCUCUUGUCAAGUGUGGCUCUCUUUGCCCACCUGACUGGAGACACCAUCCUGCAAGCCAGCGCCACGUCACACAUGGCCCCUAUGGAGCCUGCUGAUCUGCUGCUGGAAGCCUGUAGACAGUGUGGGAGUGAGACCCUGCACUAUCUAGGGACCCUGAAGGACGCAGCCUUGCUAGAAGGUGCCGACUGUACAGCUGUCAGGACCUGCCUCAGUCAGAUUGCCACAAUUGGGGAGGAGCUGCGCCCCAAAGGCCUGGAUGUCAAGCAGGACGAACUGGGCGACCUGGUGGACAAGGAGAUGGCAGCCACAGCAGCGGCCAUUGAGACAGCAGCGGCCAGGAUUGAGGAGAUGCUGAGCAAAUCGCGGGCCGGGGAUACUGGAGUCAAACUUGAAGUCAAUGAGAGGAUUCUAGGCUCCUGCACAGGCUUAAUGCAGGCAAUCCAAGUUCUGGUUCUGGCUUCCAAGGAUCUCCAGCGAGAGAUUGUGGAGAGCGGAAGGGGAGCAGCAUCACCCAAGGAGUUCUAUGCCAGGAAUUCCCGGUGGACAGAGGGGCUGAUCUCUGCUUCCAAGGCCGUAGGAUGGGGAGCGACAGUCAUGGUAGAUGCUGCCGAUCUUGUGGUUCAAGGCAAAGGGAAGUUUGAGGAGCUGAUGGUUUGCUCCCAUGAAAUCGCAGCAAGUACGGCUCAACUUGUUGCUGCUUCAAAGGUGAAAGCAGAUAAGGACAGUUCAAACCUCAGCAAACUUCAGGUGGCUUCUCGGGCAGUCAACCAAGCGACGGCAGAAGUGGUGGCCUCCACCAAGUCAGGAAAGUCCCAGAUUGAGGAGAAAGCAGACAGUAUGGACUUCUCUGCCGUGACGCUAACACAAAUCAAGCGCCAGGAAAUGGACUCCCAGGUGCGAGUGUUGGAACUGGAGAGUCAACUGCAGAAGGAACGCCAGCGUCUGGGUGAGCUGCGCAAGAAGCACUAUGAGCUGGCAGGUGUGGCUGAGGGCUGGGAUGAGAAUGGUGCAGAUUUGGCUCCCUGAGGCAGCCCGGAAAGAGGCCUCUUCUGUUGACGCGGCUCCUUCCGAACAUGAACGAUGAACUAGUUUGGAACUUACCGUAAAGCCUGUGCCCACCAAGACAUUCCUCUCUCUCGCUGGUCAGGCUAAGGUGCCCUGGCACAUGUCUUGUGCCAGCCAAGCAGGUAGCAGUGAAGGCUGGAGAAGAGGAAAGGUCUUUCUCUCCUAAGCAGCAUCAAUAGCAUUGUCCCUCCACAGCCACAAGAUACCAUCUCCGCAUUCAUAUGUAUUACAGCUUUGCAGCAUCUUUGCAGAGUUGCAUUCUCCCCACCUCCCCACACAUACACUCACCCAUUUCCUCCUUAUUCGCACAGCCUCUGAGCUGUCGGUUGGCCUUGGCUCUUGACCAUACCAGGGACCGUGGUGGUCUUAUUCAGCACACUGCUGCUCCUUCGCCCGUCUCUUCUUGGGAUGAGAGCCAAGAUGUUGGCAGGAGAUUCCAAAACCGUCGUUUGAGACAGGGGGAGCAGAGGUGUGCAGCCACCCUUUUCCAGCCAGCAAGAUGCUUGGGGCAAAGAUGCAAGGGCUGUGGAAGGACCUUUAGGGUUAACCGUAACUGUUCAACAACGAAGGGGCCAGUCUGUGAGAUACUCGGUCUUUGGUGCAGAAGGCUUAUUGAGGUCUGUGCUAUCCCGAGAGCUCCAGUCAUUCUAGUUGACCUCUGAAAAACCCUCCCAAAGGGGUUUUCACAGGCUGGCAGGAUCGUUCCGUUUCUCACUAGCCCGGUGCCUGCUCCAGCCUUGUUCCAGCUGAACAGAUCCUUUUCUGCUGGCUGAAAGUAGUUCACUGUGUGUUAUGCCAGCCAUGAACAGCUGAGAAUCCAGAAGCUGGAAAAGCUGAUGGGCUGGAGAGGGGAGGAUGGUGAUAGGGCUGCAUUUGUGUUUCAGAUUGUAAGGGGCUCCUUCCAGCUGCUGGUUGCAGAUCACACCAGUUGCCUUUCUGCCACAUAGACUUCCUUGUCAAAGUGGGAGCUACUAGAGCCAGAUAGCCUGAGUGCAGCUGCUCCCUGGGCCAUUUUGGCCCAUCAGAGUCAGGGAGAAGGGGGCAAAGAAUCUAGGAUGGAGCCUGGAUUCCAACAGAGAUUUGGCUUCUCUUUCUCACUGCGACUAGCUGUUAGACGCUACCAGGCUGAGCUGCCUCUGGCGUCUUGUGAUCACUGUGACCCUCUUAAGGGAAAACAAAGGCGCAUGGCGUGAGUGACUGGUGGAGAAAGCAAAGGAUAGCAUUCUACCCAGAAGAGGGAGGAAUUGGUGUGCACUGGGAUGGGACAUGCCGUGUCCGUGCUCCCCAUAGAAAUCUGUGCUGGCGCUCUAAACAUAUGAAAUAAUUUGUCAGCCCAGCGGUUGCUGUGCAGAGAGGCCUUGGGAAAGUCUUGGCCACCAGCACUUGGCUGCACUUGCCAGCAUAAUGCAGACGUGGUGGAAGAAACCGAAUUGUCUGGCAGUAGACUCCUGUCAAAACUGCAACUUUUUUCCUUCCAGCAUUCUCAUGCUGGGAUAGCAUCAGGAGUAGCCAGAAAACAUCUGGGCAGUGAGACUGUGGUUGUUCCUGGCCUAGCUGAUUCCCCCAUCGCCCUGUUAGAAAACAAUCUGGUGCAAACCUUCUAAGGUCAGCCUCCAGGGUGUCUCCUAGUUUCACACCCCAGUUAGGGGUGACAUCAGCCAGUCGGGCUGACAUCAGCCUGAAGCUCCACAGCUUCUUUCAGCCUUGGAUACCACCACCUCAUAUCUGGUUUCUGCAAGCCCAGCGGCCUAUUUCAGUGAGGGAGGGGGAUGAAUACAGGUCUGAAAAACCAGCAGGGGUUGACUGAGUAAUGUGCCCUUAACCCCUUUCCUUCUGGCAAGCUACCCCUUAGCAAUGGUGGCCAACCUAUGGUUCGCCAGAUGUUCAUGGACUACAAUUCCCAUCAGCUCCAAUUGGCCAUGCUGCCAGGGGCUGGUGAGAAUUAAAAACAUAAGAAAGAGCCUGCUGGAUCAGACCAGA
Molecule: messenger RNA, 5578 nt
Organism: Sphaerodactylus townsendi
Lineage: Eukaryota; Metazoa; Chordata; Lepidosauria; Squamata; Sphaerodactylidae
Gene: HIP1
Product: huntingtin interacting protein 1
Exons: 31
Coding region: 863-3559 (898 amino acids)
Biological process (GO): endocytosis; clathrin coat assembly; actin filament organization
Cellular component (GO): actin cortical patch; presynapse; clathrin-coated vesicle
Molecular function (GO): phosphatidylinositol-3,4-bisphosphate binding; phosphatidylinositol-3,5-bisphosphate binding; clathrin light chain binding
Source: RefSeq, a predicted model, not a curated record